AUGCUCCUCCCCCGAGAGCAGCCGUCAAUGGGAGGCCACGCCACAGCGCUGCUAGACCACGAUCUCAUAGACGACCCACCCGCCAGCAACAAUCACUUCGACGAUAUCUUUGGGUCCUCUCCAGGAACCUCGCCCACGCUUCGCGCCUCUGAGUCCGAUCCGAUCCCUCCGGCACAAGUCUCAGAUAUUCCGGCCCUCCGCCGCGCACAUGUAACAUCUGGCUACCGCGACGGCAUAGCUGCAAGCAAGUCACAGUACGUGCAAGAGGGGUUUGACGAAGGGUUUGCGCUGGGCGCGGUUAUUGGGGUCAAAGUGGGCUGGAUUCUGGGGGUUCUGGAGGGCUUGGUCAUUGCAUUGAACUCAGCAUGCCACAAAGAGCCUCCUGUGCCUGGCAACCCGACACCCAGUGCCCAGAACGGUCUAUCCACGGCUGAUCUUGAUGUCGACGAGGUGCAGGAGAUGCGUACCCGCUUCAGGAAAGCAGCCAGGCUGUUGAAAGAUGCGCGGAGGGAGCUGCAGACCACUUCCGUCUUUAGCCAGCGGUUUUUCGCUGAAGAUGGCAUCUGGAAGUACGAGUUCCCCUUGCAGCCGGGCCAAAGUACGGACGACAUUACCUUCCAAGAAGUUGCGGCUGCGCAUCCGCUCGUGAAGCGCUGGUCUAAUAUUGUCGAAAGUCUGGCACGGGAUUGGAAGAUAGAUCUCUCGGUUUUUGAUUGA
Messenger RNA from Coniosporium apollinis CBS 100218, 717 nucleotides. RefSeq lists its product as uncharacterized. The coding region runs from base 1 to 717 and encodes 238 amino acids. The record is from RefSeq and is a predicted model, not a curated record. The transcript has a single exon. Lineage: Eukaryota; Fungi; Ascomycota; Dothideomycetes.